AUGUGCAAAAAGUCCCUGUGCAAGAAGCUGCUUGCCAGCCAGCACAGACAAUCUGGGAGGCUGGAUGAGAUCCUGCUGAGCCAGGGCACCGAGGAGCAGAAGAGGCUGCCCGCCUCUGACGGGAUCCUGGCGCUGCUCUGAGAAGUCACCAAGUCCUCCAAUGCUCACUACAGAGCCCUGGCCUGGUGCUAUCUGGGGAUGCUGCUGGAAAGGAAAGAAACGUUUUCCACCUCCCCAACGGGGAUCCAGGACUGUGGCUUCUCUGAGACUGACCCCCUUGAUUGCUUUGGCAAGGCGAUAGAAAUGGUGAAAGACAACCCUCCCUUCCCGGUGAAAAUCUUCCACUUCCUGGGCAAGCAGGAGAUGGCCAAAGGGAUAUGCAACACCGCACUGGAUGUCCUGUGGGACCCGCAGCUCAACUGGCAGGUUUACUGCGCCCGGGUGCAGGAUAAAGCCAUGGAGUUUGACCUGGGCGAUACCAUACCCGAACUGCAGCUCUUCAGGGGCAAAUGCCUGUGGCUUAAAAGCCAGGAAACGCUCACGUGCUUCAAGCGGGCCAUCGAACUGGAUGACGCGGGCUCCACUGAGAGCUUGUGGUGCCUCCUGGAGCCACUGCUCGUGCUCUUUGGUCAGAAGAAGCUGAAGACGGAAACGCUGGUGCAGGAGGUGGAGCAGCGGGUUACGAAAGCCGAGGAGAACCUUCAGCGCCCACAGCAGGAGCUGAGGGUGGUCUGCCGCAACCGCACGCUGGAGGUGAUCCAGCUCUCCGAAGCCACGAUGGCCCGGGGAAGGAUGGCGCUGGUAAAGCUGCUGUUUGAGACGAUGAAGGUCGAUUCUGCCAAGGGCAGGAGGGAGGAGCGGUCACUGUCCCUCUGA
This is a messenger RNA of Fulmarus glacialis (Northern fulmar), 876 nucleotides long. RefSeq names its product tetratricopeptide repeat domain 22 (gene TTC22). The record is from RefSeq and is a predicted model, not a curated record. NCBI's taxonomy places the organism in Eukaryota, Metazoa, Chordata, Aves, Procellariiformes, Procellariidae.